This is a messenger RNA of Amoebophrya sp. A120, 969 nucleotides long. The record is from the annotation of a GenBank genome assembly. Lineage: Eukaryota; Dinophyceae; Syndiniales; Amoebophryaceae.
UCAAGAAAGCAUUGUCAUCGUGAAAAGAUUGAGCGCGCUGCCGGGGGCUAACGCAGUGCGUGCGCUGUUUGUGUGCGCGUAGUUCCGGGCAUCUGUGUCGGUGGGCCUAGGGGGUGCGGUUGGACCGUAUGGCCGACGGCCUCGGCCGCAGCGUGCACAAGGAGCCCGCGGCGGCCUUCGCGGUUAUGUCUAUCGGCCCGGGGCUGUCAGAAUUCUUCUUCAGAAUUAUGUAUGACCAGCAAGCGCGCCGCGACCUCCGGGCGGCCGCGGCCGGCGUGCGAAACCGCGCCGAAAAACGUGCAAGCAUACACGUCCACCGGAGCUGCAGAAGGCGGCGCGCGCGAGGCCCGCCCGGCGCUUCCCCUGGUCUGUUCGGUCGUUCUUUGGCCCGCCCAUCGUUUUGAAUGGGCGGCGCCGUCGUGCUUGUUUCCCGCCCACCGAAAAGAGGGCGGGCGGCAAGCGUCUGCGGUCUGUUCUGAUCCCCCGCGCGCGCGCCCGCCGAAGUGUCCCGGGCGGGCGGCUCUUUGGCGGGCGCGAUUGCCGGGCCCGCGUGGUUUAGCCGGCCGCGGGCGUGGGCAUUCCUUCGGUCGCGCAUUUGCCUGGCAAACGCCAGGCCCCCGCCACACACUUACAGAACCGACCCCGCGCGCGCAGCCCCUUCGGGCGUGUUUGGCCGCCCGCCCCGCCCCUCGCCCCCUGGUUGGGCGGCGGGGGGGCCGUGCGUGUGGGUGCGUCUGUGCGCGCCAUUGUUUCGAUCGUUCGGUCGCACGCGCGCCGCGCGCAUUCAAAUUCUUUCAUGCCGCCCCCCUGCGGGUGGGCGCCUACCUUCCUUGCCUGGCUCCCUCCGACACAGUCUGAUCGUUGGGCCCGUGGACCUGCAUUGGCCUGGAUGCAUGGUCGAUAGGUUGUUGCCCUUUCGCCGGCAAUGCAUAUGAAAGAAACAAAAGGAAGUCAAAACUUAGAGGCGCC